Clonostachys rhizophaga is the source of this 1404-nucleotide messenger RNA. The record is from the annotation of a GenBank genome assembly. NCBI's taxonomy places the organism in Eukaryota, Fungi, Ascomycota, Sordariomycetes, Hypocreales, Bionectriaceae.
AUGCUUCGCGAGACCACGAGGGAAGCGACCUCGAGCCCAGACCUGGGUAUUGAGCUCCAUAAUCCCCCAAUCUUCUUCCAUCCUGGCGAUCCCCUUUCCGGGCGAAUAUAUCGACAGACCGCCAUUAUCAGUCCCGAGGCACAUCUCACCAUCAAUCUGUUUGGCUGUCUCGCCACCCAGGUGAACGACAACCCUUCCCGUGUAAUGAUUCUUCUCGGCUCGACAAAAUCACUCUUCAAGGGAGCGGUCCAUAUCCCCCCCGACGCAAUCUGUCGCCACGAAUGGCCCUUCCACAUCAGGCUUCCAACGAACCCCAGCUACAGAUGUGUGAGCUCCGAGAUGUCCAAUUCUUCGAUGCCACUUUUCUUGCCUAUUGAUCAAGAAUCAAUCAGCGGACAUCCUCUUCCUCCAACUUGCCGAACCAAAUCGCCAUAUUUCUACGCGUCCGUCGACUAUUUUCUUGAAGCCAAACUUAUCUACGAGCGCAAGGGGGUCAAGGAUAUUGUCCGCUGUCAAUAUCCCCUCCUUCUACGAUUGGCGGAUCCGAGUCCUCCCAUUGCGGACAGUCGGCUAAAGAUUCACGAAUUCAAACGCACUGUUCAUUCCCAGCGCCUCGUUCCGGGUAUGCGUGGUGCUCCAUUGAGUCUGGGGCAGCAUGUCAAGAAGUUCUUUCACACCUCAUCUGUGCCUCGCUUGAACCUGCAGGUUCUCAUCGCGACACCAAGCGUCAUUCAACUCAAUCAUCCGGAUCCAAUUUCUCUGACCAUCAAAGCCAUUCCCAACUGGUCCAAGUCUUCUGGCGUUCUCCAGAACGUGUCACAAACGGCGAGGUUGGUCCGGUUUUGGGCUGUACUGUCAUCAAUCUGCGAAAUCCCGGCUCAAUACCGUCCUCUUACCUUCACCGGGCCCGAAAAAUAUACCAUAAGGCACAGUUUUGUAUGCCAUUCGGAGCCUCUUGUCGAAAUUCUAUGCUCCGCUGAUGAGGAGCCUAAGGAUGUCGGCAAAGAAAUAAACCUUCGGCUCGUGGACCCGGAGUACCUUGUGCCCAAUUUUGUCACGUACAGUAUGAAAGUUACCCACAAAUUGUCUUUUGAAAUGCGAUGGGUCAUCGAGAAGGAGUAUAUAAAAAUCCAUGACGAGCAGCCCGUCAUGCUUAUGCCGGAAAGCAUAGAUAGAGAUAAAGAGUGUCAGCCAGGAUCAUCAGGAACGCUACCGAGCAACCCGUUCGCGGGACUGGAGGAUGAUAUGGACUCCCCUCCCACCUUUGAGGAGACUGAAAGGGAGAAGGAGGAAGAAGCCCGUGCCCAGAAUCAGUCCAGAGGAAAGGGCCCCGAAGACAGCGAGGCAGGGAGUAUGUUUUCAGAUAAACAGGAAGAGUCGGGCGAAGCUGGGGUGCUGGAGUAG